Messenger RNA from Pongo pygmaeus (Bornean orangutan), 1284 nucleotides. It is a transcript of the gene EIF3G, whose product is annotated as eukaryotic translation initiation factor 3 subunit G. Gene Ontology annotation, molecular function: translation initiation factor activity; RNA binding. Lineage: Eukaryota; Metazoa; Chordata; Mammalia; Primates; Hominidae. The record is from RefSeq and is a predicted model, not a curated record. The transcript is spliced from 11 exons. Gene Ontology annotation, cellular component: eukaryotic translation initiation factor 3 complex; cytoplasm. The coding region runs from base 226 to 1188 and encodes 320 amino acids.
AAUAGAACCAGCCCUGAAAUCAGCCUCUGCCCCGCUGGCCCUACUCUGGUACCAGCAGCGCCCAGUAGCAUACACAGCCGCGUGCGCCUCCACCUCCGUCCGCAGGUGUCGCUGUGGAUGCCGCGGCUGGGCCCCUCUAGGCGGUGACGGCGGCACCGGAAGUCUCGUUUUUGCCCACUUCCGCUCUCUGGCCGGGCUUGGGCUGCGUGGAGAAUACUUUUUGCGAUGCCUACUGGAGACUUUGAUUCGAAGCCCAGUUGGGCCGACCAGGUGGAGGAGGAGGGGGAAGACGACAAAUGUGUCACCAGCGAGCUCCUCAAGGGGAUCCCUCUGGCCACAGGUGACACCAGCCCAGAGCCAGAGCUACUGCCGGGAGCUCCACUGCCGCCUCCCAAGGAGGUCAUCAACGGAAACAUAAAGACAGUGACAGAGUACAAGAUAGAUGAGGAUGGCAAGAAGUUCAAGAUUGUCCGCACCUUCAGGAUUGAGACCCGGAAGGCUUCCAAGGCUGUCGCAAGGAGGAAGAACUGGAAGAAGUUUGGGAACUCAGAGUUUGACCCCCCCGGACCCAAUGUGGCCACCACCACUGUCAGUGACGAUGUCUCUAUGACGUUCAUCACCAGCAAAGAGGACCUGAACUGCCAGGAGGAGGAGGACCCCAUGAACAAACUCAAGGGCCAGAAGAUCGUGUCCUGCCGCAUCUGCAAGGGUGACCACUGGACCACCCGCUGCCCCUACAAGGACACGCUGGGGCCCAUGCAGAAGGAGCUGGCUGAGCAGCUGGGCCUGUCUACCGGCGAGAAGGAGAAGCUGCCGGGAGAGCUAGAGCCGGUGCAGGCCACGCAGAACAAGACAGGGAAGUACGUGCCGCCGAGCCUGCGUGACGGGGCCAGCCGCCGCGGGGAGUCCAUGCAGCCCAACCGCAGAGCCGACGACAACGCCACCAUCCGUGUCACCAACUUGUCAGAGGACACGCGUGAGACCGACCUGCAGGAGCUCUUCCGGCCUUUCGGCUCCAUCUCCCGCAUCUACCUGGCUAAGGACAAGACCACUGGCCAGUCCAAGGGCUUCGCCUUCAUCAGCUUCCACCGCCGCGAGGAUGCCGCACGUGCCAUUGCCGGGGUGUCCGGCUUUGGCUACGAUCACCUUAUCCUCAACGUCGAGUGGGCCAAGCCGUCCACCAACUAAGCCAGCUGCCACUGCGUGCUCAGCCCAGGACCCUUGGUGACAGAAGGCAGCCUCCGAGAGCACGGGCUCCAAAGGCAAUAAAGCAGCUCCACUCUC